CUAUCGGUCCUGACAAAAGAGCAUGCCAUUCUGCGGAGAGCGAAGGGGAUUUGAGAUGAAAUGGCUGUACCUAUUUAACGUUGAGGUGGCCGGUCGAUCAUGGCCGCAUCCCUCUUCUGCGGUUUGUCGGAGUAGUGCCACCAUACCUCUCACGUAUUACAGCAGGAGUUGAACCAGGCAUAUCGUCUUCUAACCCAGGUUCUGCUGUUUUCUUUUUCUUUGCGCUUGUCGCUGGGAAUUGCCUGACUGAAACAUGACUUCGCCGAAUGACCCUCAAGCCAAGGUGUAUUCCCACAUCAACGGCACCGAGAGCGAUCUCCAAGCUAGACUGAUCGUCUCCGAGCUGUGCAAGGGUUGGCCCGUCUACCGAGACGCAUCCGAGUGGAAGAACUUCCGCUCUCUCUUCUGCGAUGACGCGUAUGUCUGGACAACUUGGAGUAAACGUCAGACUAUCGACAACUUCAUCGAGAAAUCAAAAGAGGGGAAAUCGAAGGGGGAUUUUAUCAUGCAUCGUGAAUGCGGUACGUUGGUUGAGCUCAAUCUUUCGAAAUCCAGGGCCGUCGGCAAGAUGAAAGCGACUAUUACGCAACGGUUUGCGAUUGGGAUGGACGCUUUGAUGGGGACCGAGCCUAUCGUAUUCGACGUGGAUUGCGAUUGUCGGUUCCAUUUCUUCUGCCUUCGCGACUCCGGCUGGAAGGUCAAGUAUGUCAAGUUGAUAUACGAGAAAGACAAGCUCAUACCCGUUGACGGCAAAACCACGCCGAGCUUCGCUAAGGAAACCCUCGAUAGGUACCCGGAGGGGUACAAGUAUCUUGGUGCGGCUCAGAACAUGCUUGGCCACGACGUUGAUAUAUCUCUUCCAACUAUCCAAAAUCCGGAUCUCGGCACAGCAAACCCCCUAUGGUUGGAAUUAUACGACAAGAUGGGGGAGUGGCUUGACGGGGAAGAUGUUGACUUGUCGACCCCUUCAUAGCUGGGGGGAAUCAGCGAGAAGGGGG
Messenger RNA from Annulohypoxylon maeteangense, 998 nucleotides. RefSeq lists its product as uncharacterized. The record is from RefSeq and is a predicted model, not a curated record. The transcript has 2 exons. Lineage: Eukaryota; Fungi; Ascomycota; Sordariomycetes; Xylariales; Hypoxylaceae. Bases 254 to 973 code for a protein of 239 amino acids.